UUACAAUUUAAAAACUGAUAAAAAAAAAAGAAAAAAUACUUUAAGAGGCGGAUGAGGAAAUCUUUGUAAAGUUAUAAAUAAAUUAUGUAGACACGUCCGCUGUAGUGUAACUCUCUUUUUUUCUAUCAGGAAAAAAAAAAAAAAAACUCUUUCCUACAUCCUUCAGUUGUGAUUUUGUAAUUUUUAAAGGAAUAGAUGAAUCAAAUUGUUGUAGAAGAUCAAGUCUCGGUGACUAUUGGUGAUGACCAAAUACCAUGUGCUACGUCCGGAAGCAACGAGAUUGAUUCAGAUGGUUUAGAGUUUGUUGUCAAAAACGGUUUGGCUAAGAUACAAGAAUCAAGCUUGGAAGAUUUCAUCAUCAGAACAAGCUUUUUUUCAGGCAUGGGACAAAACUCGGGUUUGGCUAAGAAAACAAAAAUCGUGGCAAUUCAUAAGAAUUUAAACUCUAGUUGGUCAGGGAAAGCUCGGGCACAAAGCUUUCAGGUUUUCUCCAAGGCGGUGGCUGACAAGUGUGGUGGUGAUGCCAAUGUCAAGUAUGCUUGGUAUGGUGCUGCCAGUGAUGAGAUUUCCGACAUUGUGAUGCAUGGAUUUAGUUGGUGUCUUAAGGCCGAUGGCAAUCGAGAUUGUUCUAGACAUAGUAUAUCUUUGUCUCCUGCAAAGUUUUCCUUCGACAGUGUGUUGUCUUCAGAGGUUGAUGAAAAUGGAUUGGGGCUUUUGUUGUUAUGCCGCGUUAUAUUGGGAAAGCAGGAAGUGGUGACCGCCGAUUCUAACCAGUUUCAUCCAAGUUCCCCAGAGUUCGAUUCCAGUGUAGACGAUCUUUCAGCGCCCAGAAAAUAUAUCGUUUGGAGUCCUUAUAUGAAUUCUCACAUCCUCCCUUGUUACAUCAUCAGUUUUGAGGCCCCUUACUUAAGAGGCUCCAAAGGAUUAGUAGAGGCAAAUACCAUCAAGCCUAGAUCGCCAUGGAUGAGGUUUCCCACAUUGAUUUCCAUGCUCUCAAGGUUUUUAGGUCCUUCAGAAAUGGCUUCCCUUAACAAACAGUACAGAGAUUUUCGAGAAAAAAGGAUUUCCAGGCCGCAACUGAUACAAAGAGUGAAAGAAAUAGCUGGAAACCAGUUGUUAGCUGCUGUAGUCAGCUUGUACUCAAACAAGAUCAUGUAUAUUCCUUUGGGCUUCAACAACUUGCUCUGCAAGAUUGAAUUAUUGCAAAUACAUGGAGUUCUAGCGAGUGGGCGUCCAGAACUUACGUAUAAUAAUAGCAUAUCCCAAUUUGAAGUCGUCAUUCACUUUCUUGUCUCUUUUGAAGGAUUGAUGGUCCAGCAAAGUCUUUGACAACUUUAACUUCUUUAAUUGUCGAUGUGUGCAGGAGUUAGCAGCAGCAAAAGGCGGUUGAUGCAGUUAGUUCGAUGAUGGAUAGAAUUUGGAAGCUUUAGUGACUUCUUGUCAAUGGAGGCUUCAGUCUUACGAUUUAAACAACAGAAUCAAAUAGGUUAUUUAUUGUCAAUCUAUCGUUUUAAUAUAAGGUUAUACUUGUAAUCUUCUUCAAUUCUAUAAAAAAAAAUUGAUGUAGAAAGUUUGGAAAUUCGACUGUUCUAUGAUAUCAGCUCUUACUGGGGUCA
Durio zibethinus is the source of this 1616-nucleotide messenger RNA. Lineage: Eukaryota; Viridiplantae; Streptophyta; Magnoliopsida; Malvales; Malvaceae. The record is from RefSeq and is a predicted model, not a curated record.